Molecule: messenger RNA, 1127 nt
Organism: Daucus carota subsp. sativus
Lineage: Eukaryota; Viridiplantae; Streptophyta; Magnoliopsida; Apiales; Apiaceae
Exons: 4
Coding region: 178-720 (180 amino acids)
Source: RefSeq, a predicted model, not a curated record
CAAAGAAGAAUGCAUGUUUUGUGUUUCCUCUUUGGCCAUAUCAUAUUAUAUUGAUUCUUAUUUUUUCAUGUAUGUGUGUGUAUGAGUGUUAUUUUUUGAAACAUAGGUGUGGCUAAAACUAUUCGGAGCCUUUAUAUUCUGAUGCAGAAAUGACGUAUUCUUAUUUUUCAAACAUGGAUGAUCACACAAAAGACUGAAAUAUCAGGGUAUGUGUUUGUAGGUGGGAGUCAUAAACACAAAAGAUGGCAACUAAUAAGUCUUGUUUGGCAUUCCCAUAACAUAUAUAUGGCAGGAAAAGAUGGUGAAGAUUUUUAUGUUGAUAUUGGUGAUUCAGAGUCUGGGAAAAAUGUAGCACGUGAAGAUAUGUCGUCUAAAGACAUGUUGGAUACAGGAAAUGCCAUGGAAGCUUUAACCAGAGUGGACUUGGACUUGGCAUACUCUUCCGAGAAAUCAGUUAAUCUGGACACACUUAUGAUGCAUGUUUGGGCAUGGGAAAAAGAAUUUGAAGCUCUGGCUACAGAUGAUAUAUCUGUUGAUUGCAUAGAGAAAGCAUUGGCAUAUGAUUUCUUUUCGGGUAUCUUAGAAUCAGAGUGGAGGUUAAAUUGUACAUUCUGGCGAGUCUCUAAAGCAAUCACAGGAGAAUGCACUGGAAAUGAAGAUGCAGUUAACCAAGUUGCAAAUGACAUCCCUGGCGUUCAAUCCAACCUAUUGGAAAUAUAACAGUAACACAGGUUUGCCAGAUGAUUCUCAAGGGUCACUUAUGAGACCACAAUUGCAAACAGCUGAACAGAGACAUGUUUUAAGAAUGUUGGAAAAGUCUCUUGCAUGAGAGCUUGAUUUUGAGAAAAAGCUAACAGCACUUAAACAAAAUGAAGAAGAUUUGAAAUUGAAGCUACAACUAACCGAGCAGGUAUCAGAUCGAGAUCAUGAACCAGUAAAAAUUGUGGAGAUCAUGGAACAUAAUGAAGUGAUGCAAUGGUAAAACAAUGCAAAUAAGGCAUCAGAAAGAUCAGCAACAUCCUUUGGUGAUUUAUUUGUAGUGGUUUUUUUUUGAUUGAUUUAAUGAGUAUCUGAACUUGAACCAAACUCUUGAUAAUCAAAAAAACUAUGUAUAAUAUUUAUCUACA